Messenger RNA from Candidozyma haemuli, 1899 nucleotides. RefSeq names its product chromatin-binding protein (gene BDF1). Gene Ontology annotation, cellular component: nucleus; chromatin. The coding region runs from base 1 to 1899 and encodes 632 amino acids. Gene Ontology annotation, biological process: chromatin remodeling; regulation of DNA-templated transcription. NCBI's taxonomy places the organism in Eukaryota, Fungi, Ascomycota, Pichiomycetes, Serinales, Metschnikowiaceae. The record is from RefSeq and is a predicted model, not a curated record. The transcript has a single exon.
AUGUCAGAUCCAAUCAGCACAGAACAACCGGCAGUGGAUUCGGUGGAUGCUACAACGACGCCGGCUCCACAGCUGAGUGCUCCUGAAACCACCACGCCGGUCCAGACUCCUUCUGCUGACGUUUUCGAGAAAGAGGAGGCUUCGCAUGCCGCAUCAUCCAAUCUUGAGGAAACCCCAGCACCUGAAAAGCCCUUAUCCCCUCCCAACCCGUCGCCAUCUCCUGAAAAGCACAAGUUGGAAGAGGAUGGCCAGGAUGAAGCUUCCAAGAAGGCAAAGACGGAAGAGCAGCCUAAAGAGACUGCCAGUUUCCAGGCUGACACCUCCAAGAUGGAGCCAGCACCAAAACCUCCUCCAGAACCAGAUAUGACCAAACUUCCAGCUAAUCCUAUUCCUAAGCAUCAGAACAAAUUCGCACAUAACACCAUCAAGGCCAUCAAACGUUUGAAAGAUGCCGGUCCGUUUGUUCACCCUGUGGAUAUCAUUAAAUUGAAUAUCCCAUUCUACUAUAACUUCAUCAAGAGACCAAUGGAUCUUUCAACGAUUGAACGGAAGCUCUCGGUAAAUGCAUACGAUGAUCCUCAGCAGAUUGUGGAUGACUUUAAUCUCAUGGUUGACAACUGUAUUAAGUUUAAUGGAGAAUCCUCGGGUAUUUCCAGAAUGGCCAAGAACAUCCAGGCUCAGUUUGAAAAACACAUGCUUAAUAUCCCUCCAAAGGUUCUUGCCGCGAAUGGUCACUCCAAUAAUUCCGGUGCCGCUUCCAGAAGGCGCAACGUUAUUGUGAGCGAUGAUCCUAAAACCGAGUCGGUUGCUGCUCACAGACCAAAGAGAACUAUCCACCCUCCAAAGUCAAAGGAAUUGCCAUACGAUGUGAGACCCAGAAAGAAGAAGUAUGCUGCUGAAUUGCGUUUCAGUAACCAGGUGGUUAAGGAAAUGACAUCCAAGAAGCUUUAUAACAUCAACUUUCCUUUCUUGCAGCCAGUUGACCCGGUUGCUUUGAACAUCCCUAACUACUUUGAGGUUGUUAAGACCCCAAUGGAUCUCGGCACGAUUCAGUCUAAUCUUGCAAACAACAAGUAUGAGAACGCUGAUGACGUUGAAAGGGAUGUGAGGUUGGUGUUUUCCAACUGCUACUUGUUCAACCCAGAAGGCACUGAUGUGAAUGCUAUGGGACGUCGUCUUGAAAGCUUUUUCAACAAGAAGUGGGCUGCCAAGCCUGUGCCAGCACCAUCUCCAGCACAAUCUGAUGGAGAAUACGAUAGUGAUGAGUAUGAAGAUGACGAUGGUGAAGUGACUGAAGCUAUGUUGUCCAAUAUCCCAGCUAUUGCUUUCUUGGAGAACCAGUUGAAGAGAAUGACGCAAGAACUUGAUGAAUUGAAGAGAACUGAAUAUGAAAAGUUGAAGUCUUCUCGUAAAAAGAAGAAGAAGACCAAGAGAACUAAGAAGGCUAGGUCCAACUCUAUUGCCGAGGGCCGCCAUGAUGAUCAGCCAGUGGUGACCUACGAAAUGAAGAAACAAGUCAGCGAGGUCGUUCCAACGUUGAACGACAAGAAGUUGCAAGCAUUAAUUAAGAUCAUCAAGGAUGAUGUGGUUAUCAGUGAUGAAGAGGAAGUUGAACUUGAUAUGGACCAGCUUGAGGACCGUACGGUCUUGAAGCUUUACGAUUUCUUGUUUGGCAAAAAGGCUGCCUCCAAUGCCAUGACCAAGUCCAAGAAGUCCACUUAUUCCUCCGGUAACAUUGAUCAGCUUGAGCAAUUGAAAUCACAACUCCAGUUGUUUGAUGACGCUGAAAGAUCAAACGGAGGUUCCCGCUUACCACCCUCCACGUUCGACCUCAAUAGUAUUCCUGCCCAGGAGUCUUCUGACGACGAUGCGUCUUCAGAGUCUUCUGAGGAGGAGUAA